This is a messenger RNA of Suncus etruscus (white-toothed pygmy shrew), 3727 nucleotides long. It is a transcript of the gene CPED1, whose product is annotated as cadherin like and PC-esterase domain containing 1. NCBI's taxonomy places the organism in Eukaryota, Metazoa, Chordata, Mammalia, Eulipotyphla, Soricidae. Bases 319 to 3411 code for a protein of 1030 amino acids. The record is from RefSeq and is a predicted model, not a curated record. The transcript is spliced from 23 exons.
GGCAGCUUGGGGCGCACACGCUCAGGUCCUUAGAGCAUGGUUAUUUUGCCUGCCUCCUCUUUAAACCCAGGCCAGCCUCCUUGGGUAGUGUCAUCUAUGGAAGGGCUCACAAAAGCCAUGACUUCGGACUUGGGAGAUCUCUGAUACUUUGGCAUGCCCCAUCUGGAAGUUCUUCUUGCUGGGGUGGAACCAGAGUGAUGCCCCAGAAAGAUGUGGGAAAAGAAAACAGAUUUGAGUUCUUCCUGCUGACAAUCAAUCAACGAGCUUCUAUGACUCUUUGGACAACGUGGACCAGGACCAAGUGCAGCUGAUCUGGACAUGGUCUGUCGUCCAGGGUUUCUUUGUCGUCGGCGAUUUUGCCCCCGGCCCUUCGUGGUGGGCUUGGUAGUGGCGAUCUGUCUUUUCUAUCAGACUCUAACUCUCCGAGGGACAAAGAAGCUCCCAGCCAAGGCUUCAGUCCCCUGGGAUGUCUCCCACCCACACACCCAGAUUCAGGCCAGAGGCUGCAAGCAAGAUCUAUCUCUGGACCAGCAGUGCUUCCCUCUUCCUACCAAUACAGAGGAAACCAGAAAGAUCAAGGAGUUGGUUGAAACACACUUUGGCAGCCAUGACAGAAGAGCCAUGCUCUACAUGCCUUCUUCCUACAGCAAAAUGGAACUCCGUCUCCACCAGCACAUACUAACCCAGCAUCGCUAUACAGUUGACAUAGCUGAAGGAUGGCUUGAUGGUGGCCUACAGCUGAGCCAGCUUGAUAAAGGUGAUUUAAAUUCUUGGGAUUUGCUCAUUUGCCUGUCUUCUAGACAAUCUGGUGGAAACCCCUGCAUAUCCAAGGAAGAUGUGUGCCUGUUAGGUUUAAACCAAAAGGUAAAUGUAUUGCCAGAAAUACAGCUCCAGCUUUGCAGAAAGGAAGGAUUAUGCCAGAUAAUUAGAAGAUUUCCUGAAUUACAACUUUCGGUGAAUCUCUCUGUGUGUCUAGACCAACGCUCACAAGUCAAACAGAGUACUCCACCUCACCUUUUAAAAGCGGGGAAGCCUCUUAUAUGGAAACUGUUGGACUGGAGACAUGAACAGCUAAAUCAAACAACAGUCCUUUCUCCAAAGGAAGUGAUUUUUGGAGCUGAAGACCUAACUGCAAUUCUUAAAGCAUAUGUAUUGGUGACAUCCUUAACUCCUUUGCGUGCAUUUAUUCAUUCAACUGGCACAGUUUGGAAUCCACCAAAGAAAAAGCGCUUCAAUGUCAAGCUGCAAACAUUUUUUGAGACAUUCCUGAGAGCCAGUUCUCCUCUUCAAGCUUUUGAAAAUAUGAAAGAAGCAAUUAGCAAACUCUUGUUAGCUGCUGAAGUACUCAGUGAAUCUACUACUCUGGGACCAAAGACCUUAAAGAGAUGCAGGUCAUGUUUUCAACUUUUAACUUUUGAUAUUGGUUACAACAGUCUCAAGUACCAGGUGAUACUCCAGGUGCAUGAACAUUUAAAUGUUCAACAUGAUGAUAAUAUGUAUUUUGAGGACCAAAGUACAGAAGAAUUCCUGUUAAAAGAUACAUACAACUUUUUCUUUUCUAACAAAUCUUCACUAUCUAUGCUUUCUGAGAUAUUUCAGAGACUAUAUAGAUCAAGUAUAUUUAAGGGUGAAAAUUAUCACAAGAAACUAAAUCAAUGCCUGUCUUUAGUGGAGAUAAACUCAAUUAUGACUUUCAUAAAGGAACUUGGGAGUCUGGGACAAUUCCAACCGCUCUUCCCAUCUACUACCCCUGGGAUGCAAACUUUGAUACAUGAAUUCUAUGGUCUGGAAAAUCACAUGGAAAAAUCUGCUUCAGUCCUCACCCAAUACUGGUUUCUUUUCAAUGUAAUUGAAGAAUUUCAGCUCCUGCAUAAAAUAGCACAGCUAUAUCCAAAGGAAUGGAAUUCUUACACGAAGGAUGAGAACAUUGAAAAACCACAAGAGCCUUUGGAUGUAACUGAAAAGAAAAAAGCUAGUAUCUCACAGGUUAUAAAUGAAGUCCAAGAAAUACAGUGCAAUAAUGAUAAAGACAUACAAUGUCAUAUCCAGCAAAUCUUCACACAUCCACGUUUGGAAUUAAGUCCUGAAUUUAACCCAAAGAUCAAAGAUUAUUCCUCUGAAGUUCCAUUUGAUGUGGUAACAGUGACAAUUGGAGCAGAAACUUCUAAGUGUCAGUGCAAAGUGUACCUGCUAGAGCGGGGAGGGCCAAGCUUUGCCAACUACUCCCUUGGUUUAGGAAUGAACAAAAUCUCAUUGGUUUUGGUAGAUGAAUCUUCUCCACAGGUUGAGAACCUGAUCACGUAUAAACUCACCAUUUAUCGUGAGGAUCGUCCCAGUCUACCCUUAUUUGAAGACUUCACAGCUUGUGGUUUUGUUCAAGAUUGUGGUUUGCUGAUUCACCCAGAUGAAGCCUGUGGAUUACAGUCUAUUUCCUCUGACUACAUUGAAGCCAUUUCACAUCCUGAAUUAAAUAUUUGUCCAAGUGGGGACACAAAAGGUCAAUGGAUUGUACCUUGUCUUAGCUGUUCAGACAACAGGACCUGUGACUGGAGAGAAGUAACUUGGCAGCCGCACAACUGCCAGUACAGUGUCCUAACUAAGCGUCAGCUUCAGGAGUGUCUAGGAGGAAGAAAGAUUCUUUUUAUUGGAGAUUCGACCAACAGAGGGAUGAUGUACUAUCUGAUUGAAAGGCUGAAUGAAACCUUGCAGGAAUGGCAGAAAGUGCAUGGCACUAAAUUGUAUCAUAAUGUCAAUGGAGGGAAGACUUGGAUCAGUUAUUCCUAUUACCCCCAAUUCUGGAUAAGCCCUUCAUUAAGACCAACAUUUGAAAAAGCACUGGAACAUCUCUUGCACAGAUCAAGGCCUCUGGAGAAUACCAGCCAGACUGUAUUGGUUAUUGGUGGUGUUCAGUGGCUUAAUUCCCACCACCUACACAUUGUUCAAAAGGUCCUGAAGAGGGAAAAUUUGCUGAAUAUCCUGGUUAUCAUCAAAACUUUGGGAAUUGGUUUCCACUUACCUGUCGAUGGAGUGCAUUUUUUAACACAGGGUGAAGUGCAGAAUUUAUGGAAAGAAAAUGUUAUCAUACUCGAUACUGCAAAAAAAUAUGGCUAUCAAGUGGUUGACACAUUCAUGAUAACAAUGGGGCGAUACAAGGAGUUUUUACAGGGGAAGUGUGGGUGUCAUUUCCAUGAGGUAGUGAGAUCAAAGUUAGACACAGAAUUUCACUUCAUUAAAAUGAAAUUAUCAAGAAAGCAUACUGUGGGAAAGUAUUUCAGCAAUCAACAUAAACUCCAGCAACAACAAAACUCCGUGCGAAAUUCUCAGUCGCCCUAUCAUGUCAGAGGUCCAGUUAAUCAGGUUUACUCUGAAAUCCUUCUCAGCAGAAUGUGUGCAAGUAAAAGAACUGUGUAGACUCCACUAUGAUGAGUGAAGUUGGAAAUGGGGAUGAGCCCUUCACAUGGAUCACAUGGUUCACCAUGGUCUGUGAACCAGAUUUCACCUUCAUGCACACCACCACUUGCUUAUGUACAAAAAUACAUGGUGUAUUUAAGUGACCACAAUAGCAGUUUUUACUACACCCUUAUAAGUAUGUGCACCUGAAAAUAAGUUGGCUUUGAGGGCCAUAAAUGUGCUCAUCUGAGAGAGCACAGGCCUUGAAACCCUGAGUUCGAUCUUCAGCACCAGAUUGCCUAAUGAAACCUCAACAUGUCUCCUGAGUGUCAACAAA